Ceutorhynchus assimilis (cabbage seed weevil) is the source of this 324-nucleotide messenger RNA. The record is from the annotation of a GenBank genome assembly. NCBI's taxonomy places the organism in Eukaryota, Metazoa, Arthropoda, Insecta, Coleoptera, Curculionidae.
AUGUCUGCUCAAGCAUUAACCAAUGCUCAAAGAAUCAAGCGAAUUGUGCCACUUUUCAAUCGGAUUCUAGUGAAACGUGACGAUCCAGUCAAGGAAACCAGAGGCGGAAUUGUAUUGCCAGAUACCAAGAGCAACGUACAAAAAGGUACUGUAAUUGCAGUCGGUCCAGGUACUAGAACCGACAAAGGGACUCCAGUACCGAUCUUCCUUAAAGUGGGAGACGAAGUUAUGUUGCCAGACUAUGGCGGUACCAAAGUGAACGUUGAGGAAGAAACCUAUUUUUUGUUUAGGGAAUCCGAAAUUUUGGCUAAAUUUUCCGAAUGA